Messenger RNA from Mercurialis annua (annual mercury), 1446 nucleotides. RefSeq names its product zinc finger CCCH domain-containing protein 25. NCBI's taxonomy places the organism in Eukaryota, Viridiplantae, Streptophyta, Magnoliopsida, Malpighiales, Euphorbiaceae. Gene Ontology annotation, molecular function: mRNA binding. The transcript is spliced from 9 exons. Bases 159 to 1283 code for a protein of 374 amino acids. The record is from RefSeq and is a predicted model, not a curated record.
AGAUUGUGCACGUGGUCGCUAUAUUCGCACGUGAGACAAGGAAAGCAGGAGCUCAAAUAGGCGCGACAGCUCAGAGAAUAAAAACGACAAACUCUCCUGCUCCGGUGACAAUUGCCGGCGAAUUAUUUGUAAUCAAUUAAAUAAAAAGAGAAAGGAAAAUGUCGGUAGACGAGGGUAACUCAAUUUACGUAGGCAGCCUCCCUUACUCCGCCACUGAAAACACCAUUCGCAGGGUAUUCGGUCCUUACGGCGCCAUCGUCUCCGUCAAGAUUAUAAAUGAUCAGGGAAAAAGUGGAAAGUGUUAUUGCUUUGUUACUUUUAGAAAUCCAAGAUCUGCAAUUGAUGCCAUCACUGACAUGAAUGGCAAGACUAUUGAGGGACGAGUCAUUAGGGUUAAUGGAGUUACAAAUAGAGAGGGAAGGCCCAAUUUCAGUCGAGAACGAUCUUGGCGUAGCACUGAUAGGGGUUUACAUUUGGAUCAUAGGAGUAGGAGUAGAAGUCGGGAUCGUGAAAGGGAUUAUGAGAUGGAUUGGGAUUAUAGGGGUAGAGAUCGAGGAAGGGAUUUUGAUCGUGACAGGGGAAGGCAUAGAGAUCAGUAUGAUGAUAGGUCUAGAGAGCGCAAUCAGCCUUGGGAUCAUGAUGAAGAUGGGGAGAGGCGACGUGAGCUUCCAGUUAUUCAUGAUCGGCCAAGGGAUAGAGAUCAAAGCCAUGACAGAGUAAUGGUAGAAGAUGAAUUUGGAAAGGGAAGGAAUGUCGAUUGCAAUUGGGAAAGUGGACGCAGUUUACAUUCAGAUCAAGAAUGGGGGACUGAGAGAAUCAGUGGUGAUAGCAAACUAGUUGACAAGGAGGUAGACCAUCAAUCAAGGAGACAGAAUGAAUAUAAUGAUCAACAUAGCAGGGAAAUAUCUUCAGAUUCAAGUGCUGAUUCCAAUGAUGAGGUGGAAGAAAAACUGGAAAGAUCAAUUGAGAGGCGUGAUGAACUUAAAAAGGAGAUUUUUCAGCUGGAGAAAAGGUUAGAAGAUAAACAACUAUAUGUCUCAAAUUUGCGAAAAAAAGCUCAGAUACUAGAGGAUGCAUUGGAUAAGGCACAAGAGCACUCCUCGCAACAUAAGAUGCAAUUGAUCACGAUGCAUAAAUGUUUUCUGCAAGUGAAAGACUACUCUGCAAGACUAAAGAGCUGUGAACAAGAACUUCAGUCUCUUGUAGAUUCAGCACUAACAAAAAAUUACAUACCUGAUGAUGCUGGCAUAAAUUGUGGAGUCCCCAUCAACAGCAAUGCGUGAUUUUGGCUCGUACCUUUAGCAUACUAACUGUGCAUGAACAUACAUACACACUUUGUAAUUAUGCUGCUGGAAUGCACAAAUUGUUUUUCUUCUGAAAUUCUGAUCAUUUAACUACCUGUAAAAAAACUAAGUGAAUAUACAAUUUAUUUGAGUUUAGGUUCAA